GCAUUAUCUGCGACAGUCGCAACCAUUAUUGCUCAGCCAUUUGAGCAACUUGCUGAGGCUCUAGGCAAAAGUUUCCGUGCAUUGUUUAGGGAAGUCCCCCUUCAGUGGCAGCCAUUUGUUUUUAUUGCAGUCAUCAUUAUUAUUGUUAUUGCCAUGUUCACACUGAGCGGAUUACAAGUAAGGUUACCAUUUGUAACACUCACUACUGUGCCAGCUAUCCCUGGUAACUUCCAGGCCCAGUUACGACAGCUAGAAAAUCAGGUUAGAAACAUGGGAGAAACUGUUGCACAAAUUAACGAUGUUGUACACCAAAGAGAAGCAGUUGACAAUGCCCCAUUGCAAGGUGACAUUCAUGACAAGCAAACUGAGAUCUUAAAUCUUUUGGAAACAAUCUGUGAAUACCAUCAGAAAAGUGCUCAGCUUGCAGUUCAAGGAGGCAGGAGCCAGCAGGAACAGAAGGUUUAUGGUCCUGUUGAGAAUGCAGAUGAAGGGGCUGCAGAUGAAAAGCCUCCGAAAAGGGCCAUUAUGGAGUCAAACAAGGAUAAAAAGCCUGUUCAGAAUUCGGAACAAGAUACUAAGGUUGGUGUUGAGGACGUGGGCUCUUCUGAAGGGACAUGA
Messenger RNA from Porites evermanni, 618 nucleotides. The record is from the annotation of a GenBank genome assembly. Lineage: Eukaryota; Metazoa; Cnidaria; Anthozoa; Scleractinia; Poritidae.